Molecule: messenger RNA, 462 nt
Organism: Rotaria sordida
Lineage: Eukaryota; Metazoa; Rotifera; Eurotatoria; Philodinida; Philodinidae
Source: the annotation of a GenBank genome assembly
AUGUUAACAUCUUUAUGGUCAUUAAAUACUCGUUUAAAUUCUCUUGUGUGUUUAACUCUUUCGAGAAGUGACAAUAUAUCGAAUACAGGUAUUCUUAUUACACAAGGUUUGUCUUAUAAUAAAUGUUCUUCAAUAUUAUUUCCAUUGAUUUUAACUUCAUCAUCUCUUUGUUCUUCUAUUCAACGUAUUCAUUUUGAUGAAACAAAUUCAAGCGUUUGUGGCCUUAUUUAUGAAUGGUUGUUUAAUGAGAAAAAAAUUCUUAAUUUUCCUAAUCUUAAAUCGCUUAUUCUUACUCGAUGCGGAUCAAUUGAACCAAUAGUUCACUGUUUAUCUUAUCUUAUUGAACAUCAAUUAGAUGAACUUACAUUAACAUUUGAUAAGCAAGUGUUCCAUCGGUAUUUUUAUGAAAGAGAACAUCCGUCAUUAGUUACUAAUAUAGGUAAUUUAUCUUUUAUUUCAUAG